CGAGAGAGCAAGUGGGCGGACGUCCCAUCCUCCGCAUCCACCUCCAGGUCCUGGCGCGCAGGGUGGGAGCGCUGCGCGCCUCCGCGCUGCGCAUAGCGGCCCGCUUGCCGCCUGCCCCCUGCCCUUGCUGGGCCGCCUCCCCGGGCUGCGGGUGGAGGGCUAUAAGGCGCUAACGUUACGCUGUUUCCGGUUUUCCAGCGGGCUCUGGUUUCCCCUCCCAAGGCGGCGGCGGCGGCGGCGGAGCGGCGGAGCCCCCCAAAUGGCCUGGCCAGAUGCGGCAGGUUUGCUGCUCAGCGCUGCCGCCGCCGCCACUGGAGAAGGCUCGGUGCAGCAGCUACAGCGACAGCAGCAGCAGCGAGAGGAGCAGCAGCAGCAGCGGCGGCGAGAGCAGCAGCAGCAGGAGCAGCAGCAGCGACAGCAACAGCGGCAUCUCUCGUCCCGCUGCGCCCCCAGAGCCGCGGCCGUCGCAACAGCCGCAGCCCCGCAGCCCCGCAGCCCGGAGAGCCGCCGCCCGCUCGCGAGCCGCAGCCGCCGGCGGCAUGAGGCGCGACCCGGCCCCCGGCUUCUCUAUGCUGCUCUUCGGUGUGUCACUCGCCUGCUACUCGCCUAGCCUCAAGUCGGUGCAGGACCAGGCGUACAAGGCACCCGUGGUGGUGGAGGGCAAGGUACAGGGGCUGGCCCCGGCCGGCGGCUCCAGCUCCAACAGCACCCGUGAGCCGCCCGCCUCGGGUCGGGUGGCACUGGUGAAGGUGCUGGACAAGUGGCCGCUCCGGAGCGGGGGACUGCAGCGCGAGCAGGUGAUCAGCGUGGGCUCCUGUGCGCCGCUCGAAAGGAACCAGCGCUACAUCUUUUUCCUGGAGCCCACGGAGCAGCCCUUGGUCUUUAAGACAGCCUUUGCCCCUCUUGACACCAACGGCAAAAACCUCAAGAAAGAGGUGGGCAAGAUCCUGUGCACUGACUGCGCCACCCGGCCCAAGCUGAAGAAGAUGAAGAGUCAGACGGGACAGGUGGGUGAGAAGCAAUCACUGAAGUGUGAGGCAGCAGCUGGUAACCCCCAGCCCUCCUACCGCUGGUUCAAGGAUGGCAAGGAGCUCAACCGCAGCCGCGACAUUCGCAUCAAGUACGGCAAUGGCAGAAAGAACUCACGACUACAGUUCAACAAGGUGAAGGUGGAGGACGCUGGGGAGUACGUCUGCGAGGCUGAGAACAUCCUGGGGAAGGACACCGUCAGGGGCCGGCUCUUCGUCAACAGCGUGAGCACUACCCUAUCAUCCUGGUCGGGGCACGCCCGCAAGUGCAACGAGACAGCCAAGUCCUAUUGUGUCAACGGAGGCGUCUGCUACUACAUCGAGGGCAUCAACCAGCUCUCCUGCAAGUGUCCUGUGGGAUACACCGGGGACAGGUGUCAGCAGUUCGCAAUGGUCAACUUCUCCAAGCACCUUGGAUUUGAACUAAAGGAAGCCGAGGAGCUGUACCAGAAAAGGGUCCUGACUAUCACCGGCAUCUGCGUGGCUCUGCUGGUCGUGGGCAUCGUCUGCGUGGUCGCCUACUGCAAGACCAAAAAACAGCGGAAGCAGAUGCAUAACCACCUUCGACAGAACAUGUGUCCAGCCCACCAGAACCGGAGCUUGGCCAAUGGGCCCAGCCACCCCCGGCUGGACCCUGAGGAGAUCCAGAUGGCAGACUAUAUCUCCAAGAAUGUGCCAGCCACAGACCAUGUCAUCCGGAGGGAAACGGAGACCACCUUCUCUGGGAGCCACUCCUGUUCUCCUUCUCACCACUGCUCCACAGCCACGCCCACCUCCAGCCACAGGCAUGAGAGCCACACGUGGAGCCUGGAACAUUCUGAGAGCCUGACCUCCGACUCCCAAUCGGGCAUCAUGCUGUCAUCAGUGGGCACCAGCAAGUGCAACAGCCCAGCGUGUGUGGAGGCGCGGGCACGGCGGGCGGCAGCCUACAGCCUAGAGGAGCAGCGCAGGGCUGCGGUGCCACCUUACCACGACUCCAUAGACUCCCUGCGUGACUCCCCACACAGCGAGAGGUAUGUGUCGGCCCUGACCACGCCCGCGCGCCUCUCUCCCGUGGACUUCCAUUACUCGCUGGCCACGCAGGUGCCGACUUUCGAGAUCACGUCCCCCAACUCGGCGCACGCCGUGUCGCUGCCGCCGGCCGCGCCCAUCAGCUACCGCCUGGCGGAGCAGCAGCCGCUCCUGCGGCACCCGGCGCCCCCCGGCCCCGGUCCAGGGCCCGGGACCGGUGCGGACAUGCAGCGCAGCUACGACAGCUACUACUACCCCGCGGCGGGACCGGGGCCGCGGCGCGGGGCCUGCGCCCUAGGCGGCAGCCUGGGCAGUCUGCCCGCCAGCCCUUUCCGCAUCCCCGAGGACGACGAGUACGAGACCACGCAGGAGUGCGCGCCCCCGCCGCCGCCGCGGCCGCGCGCCCGCGGUGCGUCCCGUAGGACGUCUGCUGGACCCCGGCGCUGGCGCCGCUCGCGCCUCAACGGGCUGGCGGCGCAGCGCGCACGCGCGGCGCGGGACUCGCUGUCGCUGAGCAGCGGCUCGGGAGGCGGCUCGGCUUCUGCCUCGGACGACGAAGCGGACGACGCGGACGGGGCGCUGGCGGCCGAGAGCACGCCUUUCCUCGGCCUGCGUGCGGCGCACGACGCGCUGCGCUCGGACUCGCCGCCGCUCUGCCCGGCGGCCGACAGCAGGACUUACUACUCCCUGGACAGCCACAGCACGCGGGCCAGCAGCAGACACAGCCGCGGGCCGCCCCCGCGGGCCAAGCAGGACUCGGGGCCCCUCUAGGGCCCCCGCCGCCCCCUCCGCCUCGCCCGCCCCACUGUCUUUAAGGAGAACAGAGACCGCCGACUGGAGAGAGAAAGGAGGGAGAAAAAGAAAUAAAAAUAUUUUUAUUUUCUAUAAAAGGAAAAAGGUAUAACAAAAUGUUUUAUUUUCAUUUUAGCAAAAAUUGUCUUAUAAUACUAGCUAACGGCAAAGACGUUUUUAUAGGGAAACUAUUUAUAUGUGACAUCCUGAUUUACAGCUUCGGAAAAAAAAAAGAAACAACAAAAAAAAAGAGAGAUGGGCCAAUUUUUU
Messenger RNA from Orcinus orca (killer whale), 3101 nucleotides. It is a transcript of the gene NRG2, whose product is annotated as neuregulin 2. Gene Ontology annotation, biological process: intracellular signal transduction; nervous system development; animal organ development. The transcript is spliced from 11 exons. The coding region runs from base 273 to 2810 and encodes 845 amino acids. NCBI's taxonomy places the organism in Eukaryota, Metazoa, Chordata, Mammalia, Artiodactyla, Delphinidae. Gene Ontology annotation, molecular function: signaling receptor binding. The record is from RefSeq and is a predicted model, not a curated record.